Molecule: messenger RNA, 655 nt
Organism: Cheilinus undulatus (humphead wrasse)
Lineage: Eukaryota; Metazoa; Chordata; Actinopteri; Labriformes; Labridae
Gene: anapc13
Product: anaphase promoting complex subunit 13
Exons: 2
Coding region: 246-470 (74 amino acids)
Biological process (GO): protein K11-linked ubiquitination
Cellular component (GO): anaphase-promoting complex
Source: RefSeq, a predicted model, not a curated record
UCGAACAGGAAUAAGCAAAUCGUGACAACCAGUUACAACAUAAACGACUUUUCUUUACCAAAUACUCCCAGGUAGAGGGAGGAAGUUGUUGCAACGCCUGUUCCCGUUGUAAGAGUUUAAGUUGGCUGGUAAAUCUAUAGAAGUGGAAUUAAAUUGUCUAUCCACGCCAUUUGCCUCACUGUGAUACGUUUUGAAGGUUGCUAGCACGAAGCUAACCCGUCAGGAGGAAAGGACCUGUCAGAAAGAUGGACAGUGAAAUCCAGCGAGACGGGAGAAUCCUGGACCUUACUGAUGAUGCCUGGAGGGAAGACAGGCUGCCCUAUGAGGAUGUCACCAUCCCUCUGAGCGAGCUACCGGAGGCAGAGCAAGACAAUGGAGGAUCCACAGAGUCUGUGAAAGAGCAAGAGAUGAAGUGGACGGACCUGGCCCUGCAGAGCCUGCAUGAAAACACACCGAGCACUGGGAGCUAAUAAGACUCGGCUGGAUUAAGACUUAAGUGUGAAAAUGCAUACAUAUGGAUCCUGGAUUUAGACAAAAUUUGAACUUUAUUUGGCAUCGUUUUGAAGAAAGUGUAGUUUUGGAUAAACUGUGAAUAAUGCAUUUGGAUUCACUUUAUUUUGUAUUCUUUAUAAAUAAAAAAUAGCUUGGUAUUUAA